UUCCCACACACACACACACACACAGAGUCCAACACCCCCAUUCAAAUGUCUUUGCAAUUGACUGAUUUUGUCAAGCGCCCCGGUGUUUGCUCCGUCGGUAAACCCACUCGCGUCCGCUCCAACUUCUUUGAAGUUACCUCAUUCCCCACUGGAAACAUUCAUCAUUAUGAUGUGACCAUUGAUCCACCAAGCGCUCCCCCAGCAUUGUACCGCAAGGUCUGGAAGGCCUUUGAAGAUCAAGACGGCCAGGGUGUCCUCAAGGGCAUCAAGGCUGUGUUUGACGGCCGUAAGAACGCCUUUUCUCCCAAGGCUUUGCCUCUUGGUGAGGAAGCCGCCAAGGCUUUCGAGGUCCAGUUGAACGAUGCUGAGGCCCAGUCCAAGCGUGCUGGUGGUGGUGAGUUCACCAUUCGUAUCAAGAAGGCUGGUGAGAUCAACAUGGAAGAACUCAACCGCUUCUUGAACGGACAAACCCGCGCCUCUAACAACUGUUUGACGGCCGUCAUGUUUUUGGAUAUCCUUAUCCGUCAUGUGCCCAGCACCAUGCACGCCACCGUUGGCCGCUCGUUCUUCACCCCCGCUGAGAGGCGCCCUCUUCCCGGUGGUGCCGAAGUCUGGCAAGGUUACUACCAGUCGGCCCGUCCUGGUGUCGGCAAGAUGUACAUCAACUUGGACGUCAGUGCCACUGCUUUCCACGAAGCCGGCCGUCUUCCCGACCUUGUUGUCAAGUACCUUGGCCGCCGUUCCAUCGAUGAGUUGCGUCGUGGUAUCUCUGACCGCGAUGUCAAGAAGCUCGAGAAGCAGCUCAAGGGCCUCAAGAUCCUUGUCACUCACCGUGGCGAAAACAAACGCCGUUACAAGGUCACCAAGCUCACCCCCAGCCCUGCUGACCGCACCAACUUCAAGGACCAGGAUGGCAACGAAAUGACUGUCGCCCAGUACUUUGCCAAGCAGUACAACAUGCGUCUGUCCUUCCCCUUCCUGCCCUGCGUUGUUGUCAAGCGCGACAUCUUCUUGCCCAUGGAAGUCUGUGAGCUUGCCCAAGGCCAGCGUCUGACCAAGAAGCUUAACGAGAAGCAGACCGCCGACAUGAUCAAGUUCACCUGCCAGAAGCCCCAAGUCCGUGCUAACAAGAUCAAGCAGGGUCUUGACUUGCUGCAGUACCGCAACAACCCGUAUCUCCAGCAGUGCGGCAUGACUGUCAAGCCCGAGAUGGCCGUCAUCAACGCCCGUGUCCUCCCGACACCUCAGAUCUCGUACGCUCAGGCUGGUCCCGACAGCACCUUUGCUCCCCAGGGUGGCGCAUGGAACUUGCGUGGCAAGAAGCUCGCCCAGGGUGCCGUCCUCGGCUCCUGGUCCGUCGUCAACUUUGCUGCCCAGGUGCCUCCUCCUGCCAUCCAGCGCUUCGUCCGCGAGUUGUGUCAGACCUUCAUUGACACCGGUUUGAACGUCAUCAACCGUCAGCCCCCAAUCACCAACGCUGAUCCCCAGGGCAACAUUGACCGUACCCUCAAGGAAGCGUGGUUGAAUGCUGGUAACGCUGCCAAGGCCAACCCGCAGCUGAUCUUCUGUAUCCUGCCCAACACGGGUGUGCCGCUCUAUGCCGAGAUCAAGCGUAUCUCUGACACGGUCAUUGGCAUCCCUACUCAGUGUGUCCAGUCCAAGCACAUUGCCGACGCCAAGAAGCAGUACUGCGCCAACGUCUGCUUGAAGGUCAACAUGAAGUUGGGUGGCAUGAACUUGUUCUUGUCGCCUCCUCAGAUCCCCUUCAUCUCGGCCCGUCCCACCAUUAUCUUGGGUGCCGACGUCACUCAUCCUUCGCCUGGCGACAUGAACCGUCCUUCCGUCGCUGCUGUCACAGCCUCGAUGGAUGCUCGUGCCUCGCGUUACGCCAGUGCCAUCCGUGUACAGGCCAACCGUACCGAAAUCAUUGCUGACUUGGGCAGCAUGGUCAAGGAACUCCUCAAGAGCUUCUACCAGUCCUGUGGCCAGAAGCCCGAACGUAUUCUCUUCUACCGUGACGGUGUCUCCGAGGGCCAGUUCAACGAAGUUGUGGCCAAGGAAGUCAAGGAUAUCAAGAACGCCUGUACUUCGCUUGACAAGUCGUACAACCCCACACUCACCUUUGUCGUUGUGCAGAAGCGUCACCACGCCCGCUUCUUCCCCAUGGAACCCCGUGAUGCCGAUCGCAGUGGUAACUGCCAGCCUGGUACCGUUGUUGACUCUUCUAUUGUCCAUCCCUUCGAGUUUGACUUUUACUUGCAAUCGCACGCCGGUCUGCAGGGCACCUCGCGGCCCACGCACUACCACGUCCUCCACGAUGACAACAACUUCUCCGCAGACACGCUUCAGGAACUCACCUACCGACUAUGCUACAUCUAUGGCCGUGCCACGCGUGCUGUCUCAAUUGUGCCUGCUGCUUACUAUGCCGAUUUGGUCGCUGCUCGUGCUCGCUUCCAUCGUCGUGGCGAGAACUGGUCCGACACUGAUGCCACUUCGGAGUCGAUGAACCCUGAUGAGCAGAUGGCCUCGUUCGCUAUGGUCAAGCCUGAACUCCAGAAGGUCAUGUACUACAUGUAAAAAGUGCUCAUCCGUAUUCUCACUGCCUGUCUGUCUCGUCGACUCAAAAAAAACCACUGGCGUCUGCAUAACACAUAACACAUACAUUUGCACCGUACUUUCUUUUUCUCAAAUGUUUUAUUUCCUUUUAAAAAUAAAUAAAAAUAUCAAGAUGUUUUUACCCCUUUGCUGCAAUGAA
Molecule: messenger RNA, 2755 nt
Organism: Zychaea mexicana
Lineage: Eukaryota; Fungi; Mucoromycota; Mucoromycetes; Mucorales; Lichtheimiaceae
Product: Piwi domain-containing protein
Exons: 5
Coding region: 46-2577 (843 amino acids)
Molecular function (GO): protein binding; RNA binding
Source: RefSeq, a predicted model, not a curated record